AUGGAUGGGAAACCCCUGGGGGUGCAGGAAACGCUCUUGGGCCGGGAGAGGAAGCCACUGACGGAACAAACACCGCGGCCCCUCCCAACCCGCUUGGACGAGGAGCUCCCCCCAGCCAGAAGUUCCCUCGGUGGCCUCGGCCAGCUGCUCUUCACCGCCUUGUGCGCAGGGCUGCGGCAAACACCCGGCUGCUGCUCCAGGAGGCCGAACAGUGGCCCUGGGCACCAAGAGGAGGGGCAGCCCGGUCCAGGACGGCAGUUUUCCCCCCGCUGCGCAGCCGCUGGCUCCCUGGGGCCUCCCCUUCCCUGGAGACCUGGAAGUCCCUGCAAGAUGAAGCGAGUCCGGACAGUCUUCACCCCAGAACAGCUGGAGCGCCUGGAGAAGGAAUUCCUGAAGCAGCAGUACAUGGUGGGCUCCGAGCGUGUGGACCUGGCAGCUACUCUGCAGCUCACAGAGACUCAGGUGAAAGUCUGGUUCCAGAACAGGAGGAUCAGAUGGCGCAAGCAGAGCCUGGAGCAGAAGGCAGCAAAACUCUCCUCGCAGUUUGGGACGACACAGACACAGGCGGCCCCCGUCGGCCACUUGGACAGGCAGGACAGCGGUGGGGAGGAGAACGUGAACGUGGAUCUUUAGCCUCUUGCUCCUUCUCUCCUGCUGCUUUUCUCACACCAGAGAUCAGAAGGGCCCUGCCCGGUUCUGCUGGGGUGGGCACAGUCUGUGCCUCUGGGUGCCCAGC
Python bivittatus (Burmese python) is the source of this 736-nucleotide messenger RNA. The record is from RefSeq and is a predicted model, not a curated record. NCBI's taxonomy places the organism in Eukaryota, Metazoa, Chordata, Lepidosauria, Squamata, Pythonidae.